This is a messenger RNA of Etheostoma spectabile (orangethroat darter), 1846 nucleotides long. RefSeq names its product chromosome 8 C11orf24 homolog (gene c8h11orf24). The record is from RefSeq and is a predicted model, not a curated record. Bases 189 to 1298 code for a protein of 369 amino acids. NCBI's taxonomy places the organism in Eukaryota, Metazoa, Chordata, Actinopteri, Perciformes, Percidae. The transcript has 4 exons.
UGCCAGAAAUAAAGGCGCAGAAGAAGGACACUUACCUCCUGCUUACAGGAAACGUUGAGUUCAUCAGCCCGCUGUCUGUGUUGUCUUCAUCAAAGUAGCCCCAACAUAUCGCUGGUCCAGAGAGUGGAUGCUGCCUUCACGUCCUGCUGGUCUCCGUCCUCCCAUUUUCAGCUGAGCCUCAACUCCAAAUGUUUGCGUGUGUGUGCAAGUUGAUGCCCACCAUGUCCCCGUGUCCCUCAACGCUCCAGCUGACUCUAUUGGUGUGUCUUGGCCUCCUCUGUUUGCUGCUCUUCACUGACUCCCCAGGAUCUAAGAAGGGCCCAACCCAGCCCCCGAACACAACACAAGCUAACUGCUCUGCUGCUCACACUGGAGGUGUUUGUUCCCCGGGUGAUGAUGGUGAUGUCAGUGAAAAUGCAACCGCUGGGCCCUUAAAAGCCAAACCGGAGGACCAGUUUCCCACCAACUCAUCUUUGCCCACCAGCCACACCUCGGUCAGCCGCGCGUUAAAUGACUCUGUAGCGCAAACUCCGCCUUCCACCACCACAGGCUUGGCCACGCAGGCGGCUCACAGUGGAACCACCACCACCAGCAGCACUGGUGCUGCUACAGCCGCAGCUGUACAGCCUGUUGGGAAUGUAGUCACACCCACUUCACUGGGGACGUCUGCUGCUACAACACCUACGUCUACAACACUAAUGACUACAAAAACAGCAAUAACUACACCACGGUCUGCUGCUACAACAGCAACGUCCACAACACUGACUACAGAAACCACAGCAAUAAUUCCCCCGUCAGCUGCUACAGCAGCGGCGUCUACAACACCACCUGUAACGGCAACAUCAAAAGCCGCAGUUCCACACCCUGAGACCUCUGUAAAAGCAAGAACCAGACUUACAACGGCUAACCCAACCGUUGCUUUGACUACAACCAAUGGUACAAAGAUGUCCCCUCCUCCACCAUCAGUUGCCACGCCACAUCACGCCCUGAGUACUGAGAAGCCACCAGUUCAGACCUCUCUACCCACAGGACCUACUACCAGUCCUAGCACGCCGACUGGCCACAGCGCGCCUGUCGCCCCGGGACCCAGAGUUCCCGCGGUGGACGUGGCAGGGGCUCCUCUAACCAAGCAGCUGGUGGACACGGCGUCCUUGCUGUCCGUGCUGCUCUUCGGCCUGCUCUUCUUCCUGGUCACGGUGGCCGUGUUUGUCACGCAGGCCUACGAGAGCUACCGGAGGAAGGACUACACCCAGGUGGACUACCUGAUCAACGGCAUGUACUCUGACUCUGGGGUGUGAGGGAGGGCGAGGAAGAAGCGAAGCACAACGCUUGGAGGUUGUUUUUGUGCUUGGAGACGGGAGUAAAAGACGGACUGGGAGGUAACACGCUGGUGCUCUGAAUUCACGAGGUGACUUCAUGGAAAAGUAGGAAUGGACUGAACUGACCCAGAAGCAGUCGCUGAUCUGUUUCCCUCUUAACAGUUCCACUUAGCGCUUUGUCCUCUCUGCUUUUCCUUCUUUAAUGGUUUGAAUGUCAAGAGCUUGUCCCUGUUUAUCCAAAUGUUGAGCAUCAUAAAUGGAGGUUACAUGGAUGUAACUCGAGUUCUAUGCGUGCGUGCAAAGCCCUUUGCUGUUGGCCCACGAAGGAAUCUCCGCCACAAUGCUGGGCAGACCAGCUGUAGAUGGUUCCAGGGCUGUUGGACCAAUCAGAAGGCUUCCAAGGUGAUAACAAGCUCAACAGAUGAUUUUUCAUGUUUCCAAAAUAUCUGUCAAAUUGUUUAUUGUAUCUUUUUAGAUGCAUGUAGUCACACAGAGGUGCAGUGCUCAUUAAAGAAUAGGAAUAUCAA